AUGCCCAGGCGCAUCAUCGCGGAGGUGAAGGUGCUGGACGUGCAGAAGCGGCGCAUCCCCAACAAGCACUAUGUGUACAUUAUCAAAGUCACCUGGUCCAAUGGAUCCACAGAAGUCAUAUACCGACGGUACAGCAAGUUCUUCGACCUGCAGAUGCAAAUGCUGGACAAGUUUCCAACGGAAGGAGGGCAGAAGGACCCCAAGCAAAGGAUCAUCCCCUUUCUGCCAGGGAAGAUCCUGUUCCGCCGGAGUCACAUCCGCGACGUUGCAGUCAAGCGCCUGAUACCUAUCGAUGAAUACUGCAAGGCCCUGAUCCAACUGCCUCCCUACAUCUCCCAGUGCGAGGAGGUUCUCCAGUUCUUUGAGACACGACCUGAUGACUUGAUGCCCCCCAAAGAGGAGCACAUUGGAAAGAAGAAAUCUGGGUUUAUCCAGAGAACGGCCUCUUUCCUGCAGCGAGGAGCUGACUCUGCGUCGGUCGACCCCUUGGUGCUGGAGCAGUAUGUCGUGGUGGCAAACUACCAGAAGCAGGAGAGCUCCGAGAUCAGCUUGUGCGUGGGCCAGUUGGUGGAUAUCAUUGAGAAGAAUGAAUCAGGCUGGUGGUUUGUUAGCACGUCAGAGGAGCAAGGCUGGGUGCCAGCAACCUGCCUGGAGGCCCAGGAUGGUGUCCAGGAUGAGUUCUCAAUGCAGCCUGAUGAAGAGGAGAAGUACACCGUCAUUUACCCAUAUACUGCAAGAGACCAGGACGAAAUCAACCUGGACAAAGGGGCUGUGGUGGUGGUGAUCCAGAAGAACCUGGAGGGCUGGUGGAAAAUCAGGUACCAGGGUCAAGAAGGCUGGGCCCCCGCCUCCUAUCUCAAAAAGGGGAAUGGAGAGAUGUUCUCGCAGAAGCUGGGUUCAGGCCCCUCCACUCAUUCCUGUGCCUUGGAUCUGGAUGGCAUCUCCCGGCAGCAGGGCGUGGGGAGCCGGGAGAGGGAGGCGCUUGCUGGCCCAAGGGAUGGGAGGUUUGACAGCCGGCCCCUGCCCACCGCUGACAGCCGACGCAAGUCACCAAAGAUGAGGCAGAGGCCCCCUCCUCGCCGAGAUCUCACCAUACCACGUGGCUUGAACUUGCCUAAACCUCCUGUCCCUCCUCAAGUGGAAGAGGAAUAUUACACCAUUGCUGACUUCCAGACCACCAUCCCUGAUGGUAUCAGCUUCCAGGCAGGAAUGAAAGUAGAGGUCAUUGAGAAGAACCUCAGUGGCUGGUGGUACAUUCAAAUCGAGGAGAAGGAAGGUUGGGCCCCUGCCACAUUCAUUGAUAAGUACAAGAAAACCAGCAAUGCAUCCAGGCCAAAUUUCCUGGCUCCACUACCCAACGAGAUGGCCCAGCUCCGGCUUGGCGAUGCUGUGCCUGACAGCAGCACUGGUGAGGAAGUGACAGGACCGUGUCGUCCUCUGCCAGAGGCUCCUCCUAAUGGUAUGGACUGUGGUGGAAAGUGGGCCAAAGACUGGAAGGGGAAGGAGGCUCCUGAGAGUGGGGACCCAGCCUUUGCCAGUGGGUAUGAGGAGAUCUCAGACCAUGACACAGAGGAGAAGCCCAGCCUGCCACCCAGGAAGGAGUCCAUCAUUAAAUCAGAAGGUGAGUUGCUGGAGAGGCAGAGGCCUCCUCCCAAGCCCCCAGGCAUGAUUCUGCCCAUGAUCCCACCCAAGCAGUUUGCAGCCCCAAAGGAUAGCAAGAAGCCUGAGCUGAAACCGGAGAAGGGCAAACUCUUCCAGCUGAAAAAUGAAAUGGGACUGGAAUGCGGACACAAGGUGUCAGCCAAGGAAGUGAAGAAGCCAAACCUCCGGCCCAUUGUCAAGCCAACCAAGCCAAAAGCUGAGCCUGUGGAGGACAAGCCUGAGCCCAUCACCCAGAAUCCGUUCCUGAAGUCAAGACCUCAGAUCAGGCCAAAACCUGCUGCAGCCGUCCGGACUGACCCACCUCCAGCUAAUGACAAACUGGAUAUUUGCAACCUGCGCAGCAAGCUUAGACCUGCAAAGUGCCCAGAGAGACCCUCUGAGCAGGACGCCACUGCCAGUGACAGCUCCUUCAGUAGCACCAUGGUCUCUUCAGAGGCUUCUGGAAGGUACCAGGAGCGACCAAGCAUGGAGAGCAAACCCCUGCCCAAGCUGGACAGCCAUGCUGCAAAAGAAGCAAUGCCCAAACCUCCCCUGGGCCCAGCAAACACCCCAGGUGCCAGGGAAACCCCAGCACAGCGCCCUGUUGUGCCACCCCGCAGGCCACCCCCUCCCAAGAAAACAGGGGGUCCUGCCUGCAGCCCCACAGUGGAGCUCAGGGCCCCAGCACAGGAAGCACCUGAAAGCAGACCAACUCCAGUUCCAGGGAGGCCCAUGCUGGUUCCUCCAAAAGCCAAACCAUUCCUCGCUGCAUCUGUCCAGGAUGAAGCCAAAGUGAAAAGCAGCGUAAGCCAAAAGGUUAUAUCCAAGCCAGUAGAGAGAGGGGAAGCCAGAGAGAGGACCUCAGCCCUUUUCUCCAGUCCAGACAUCUCCAGGGAAGCUCUCUAUGUGGCAGUGGCAGAUUUUGAAGGUGAUGAGGAGACCAACAGCUUUAAAGAAGGGACUUUGUUUGAAGUUCGUGAGAAGAACAGCAGUGGCUGGUGGUUUUGCAAGGUCCUAACUGGGGGCCCGUGCUGGGAGGGCUGGAUCCCUUCCAAUUACCUACGGAAGAAGCCAUAG
Messenger RNA from Indicator indicator, 2718 nucleotides. RefSeq names its product SH3 and PX domains 2B (gene SH3PXD2B). Bases 1 to 2718 code for a protein of 905 amino acids. NCBI's taxonomy places the organism in Eukaryota, Metazoa, Chordata, Aves, Piciformes, Indicatoridae. Gene Ontology annotation, molecular function: protein binding; superoxide-generating NADPH oxidase activator activity; phosphatidylinositol binding. The record is from RefSeq and is a predicted model, not a curated record. Gene Ontology annotation, biological process: superoxide anion generation. The transcript has 14 exons. Gene Ontology annotation, cellular component: cytoplasm.